AUGGGACGCCGCCCACAGGGAAUGGCCGAAGCUAUUACCCCUAUGGGUUGUGGUCCACAGUGCGGGCAGGCCGCCCCUUGGAGGUCAGUCAUUUCAGAAGUAUCAAGUGAUGUAGUAAUUGAAGUAAAGGAUGCACAGUUUUUGUUACACAAAUUUCCACUUCUUUCCAAAUGUGGUAAAUUACAAAAACUAGCUGCAGAAGCUCGUCAAUCCAAGAAAGAUAAGUUGGAGCUUUUUGAUUUUCCUAGUGGUCCAGACGUGUUUGAGAUCUGUGCCAAGUUUUGUUACGGUAUCACAAUUACUUUAAGUGCUUUGAAUAUAGUGGCAGUUCGAUGUGCUGCUGAAUAUCUUGAGAUGAAUGAGGAUGUAGAAAAAGGGAACCUGAUUUUCAAAUUAGAGGUCUUUCUAAGUUCUAGCAUAUUGCGGUCCUGGAAAGAUUCUAUAAUGAUGCUGAAGACCACCAAAGCAUUUAUGCCUUGUUCUGAAGAUCUCAAACUUGUAAGCCGAUGCAUUGAUGCAAUUGCUUAUAGGGCAUCAGUCAGCGCUUCAAAAGUGGACUGGUCAUACACUAAUACUAGAUCUUCUCCAGCAAAAGAGGAAGGAACAUCCCAUAAUUCUACAACUCCAAUAGGGAACGGAAUUCAAAGCCGGCGAAGCCAUCCUGCUCCUAAAGAUUGGUGGGUAGAAGAUGUUGCUGAGCUGGAGAUUGAUUUGUAUUGGAGAGUAAUGGUGGCAAUUAAAUCAACAGGAAGAAUAUCCCAUGAAGUGAUUGGGGAAGCCCUACGUGUGUAUGCCUUUCAUUGGUUACCAGGUAUGUCAAAGGAAAUAACUCAUAGCCAUUCCUCUGAUAAUGCUGACAUUGCUGCCAAACAUGGACUUCUGUUAGAGACUGUUGUCAGUUUGCUACCAGCAGAGAAAGGUUCCACCUCGUGUAGUUUCUUGCUGAAAUUACUCAAAGCGGCAACCAUACUAGGUGCAUCACCUUCUUCAAAGAUGGAACUUGCUAGACGUGUAGGAAUGCAGUUGGAGGAGGCUUCUUUGAAUGACUUGCUAAUUCCAUCUCUCUCUUAUGCCAAUGAAACUCUUUAUGAUGUAGACCUUGUACAGACAAUAUUAGACCAUUUUAUAAUGCAAAACCAAAGCCUUCCCACAAGCCCUACCCGCACAACACAAGUAUAUGAGAAACGGCGAACACGAUCAACUGAAAAUAUUGAUUUCGUGGAGAGUAGGACAUCAACGGCUGCAACAAACAGUGCAAAGUUUAAAGUAGCAAAACUUAUAGAUGCAUAUUUGAUAGAGAUUGCUCGAGAUGCAAAUCUGCCAAUCUCUAAAUUUGUAGCCCUUUCAAAGGCUAUACCAGAUUUUGCACGUCCAGUACAUGAUGAUUUGUACAGAGCCAUUGACACAUACCUUCAUGAGCAUCCUUGAUUUACUAAAAGUGAGAGAAAGAGGAUAUGUCGACUCCUGGAUUGCAAGAAACUAUCAACAGAAGUUUGCUUGCAUGCUGCUCAGAAUGACCGCUUACCACUGAGGGUUGUUGUACAGGUCCUAUACUUUGAGUAGCUAAGAGCUGCAAUAGCAGGAGGUGGAGUGCAUGAGUUGCCAAGCAAUCUUAAAGCCUUAA
Cryptomeria japonica (Japanese cedar) is the source of this 1624-nucleotide messenger RNA. RefSeq names its product BTB/POZ domain-containing protein At1g67900-like. The record is from RefSeq and is a predicted model, not a curated record. Bases 1 to 1428 code for a protein of 475 amino acids. Gene Ontology annotation, molecular function: protein binding. Lineage: Eukaryota; Viridiplantae; Streptophyta; Pinopsida; Cupressales; Cupressaceae. The transcript is spliced from 2 exons.